Messenger RNA from Striga asiatica, 417 nucleotides. NCBI's taxonomy places the organism in Eukaryota, Viridiplantae, Streptophyta, Magnoliopsida, Lamiales, Orobanchaceae. The record is from the annotation of a GenBank genome assembly.
AUGAAGAGCUGCUCCUUCUCGGUGGUCCACAGCAUCCGCCACGUGUCUGAAAGCGAUUCUCCGGUGGUGACGCUCCCGCGGCUGGUGGCAGCCAGUGAAUCGACGGCCUCAAUUAUCUGGGAAAGCCUCUGCGGGUCCGACUGUGUUUUGAGGCCGCGGUCCUGGUCGGCGAUCAGGCGGAGGAGGUGGCGCUUGGCGUCGACAGACGGAGACUGCGAUUGGUUGAUGAGGGACGAACGCGUGACCCUAGCGGAUCUCCUUCGCGGGAGAGAGAAAUUGGAAAUGGCGGGAAGGGAGAGAGACCAUAGCUGGCCCCGGAAACUGAUACCGGUUGAGUCGUUUCCAGGGGGUGGUGGAGCCGCCGCGACUGCCACAGGGGCCUCGUGUUCGCUCCGGCGAGAAUUAUCGGAACUUUGA